Fusarium pseudograminearum CS3096 is the source of this 858-nucleotide messenger RNA. RefSeq lists its product as uncharacterized. The record is from RefSeq and is a predicted model, not a curated record. The transcript is spliced from 3 exons. Lineage: Eukaryota; Fungi; Ascomycota; Sordariomycetes; Hypocreales; Nectriaceae. Gene Ontology annotation, molecular function: S-formylglutathione hydrolase activity. Gene Ontology annotation, biological process: formaldehyde catabolic process. Bases 1 to 858 code for a protein of 285 amino acids. Gene Ontology annotation, cellular component: cytosol.
AUGGCCUUCACUACAAAUGCCACCAUCAACAGCUUCGGUGGACGCUUCCUCAAGCUGUCUCACAAGUCCGCCGUCACUGGAACUCCCAUGAACGCAACCCUUUACCUCCCCGGAUCCGCUUCAUCUUCCAAGCCCGCGCCUCUCCUCGUCUAUCUCUCUGGUCUCACAUGCACUCCCGACAACGUCACAGAGAAGGGCUUCCUCCACGCCCACGCCUCCAAGCUCGGCCUUGCCCUUCUCUACCCAGACACUUCUCCCCGCGAGACCGACCUGCCCGGUGAGCACGACUCAUACGAUUUCGGCAGCGGUGCUGGUUUCUACAUCGAUGCCAAGAAGGACCCCUACAGCCAGCACUACAAGAUGGAGACGUACAUCACCAAGGAGCUGCCUGAUCUCAUCUUCCAGGAGUUUAAGGAGGUUGACUCAUCACGUGUCUCCAUCUCUGGUCACUCAAUGGGUGGCCACGGUGCUCUGACUCUGUUCCUCAAGAACCCCGGCAUGUACAAGAGUGUCAGCGCUUGGGCUCCCAUCUCCAACCCUUCUCAGUGCCCCUGGGGUGAGAAGGCCUUCAAGGGCUACCUUGGCGAGGACAAGGAGGAGUGGAAGAAGCACGAUGCUACUGAGCUUAUUAAGAGCUGGAAGGGCAACUUCCCUGCUCUCAUCGAUGUGGGCACUGGUGACAACUUCUACAAGCAGAACCAGCUCCUCCCCGAGAACCUUGAGAAGGCUGUUAAGGAUGCCGGCAUCGACGGCAUGACCCUCCGAUACCAAGACGGCUACGAUCACUCUUACUUCUUCAUCUCUACCUUUGGUGAGGACCACGUCAAGCACGCUGCCAAGGCUCUCGGUCUCUUGUGA